This is a messenger RNA of Petromyzon marinus (sea lamprey), 5583 nucleotides long. It is a transcript of the gene WDPCP, whose product is annotated as WD repeat containing planar cell polarity effector. The record is from RefSeq and is a predicted model, not a curated record. NCBI's taxonomy places the organism in Eukaryota, Metazoa, Chordata, Hyperoartia, Petromyzontiformes, Petromyzontidae. Gene Ontology annotation, cellular component: axonemal basal plate. Gene Ontology annotation, biological process: nervous system development; cilium organization; establishment of protein localization. Gene Ontology annotation, molecular function: protein binding.
CACUCGCAGAUCACUCGUUGUGAUUGGUCGGACCAGCCUCAAAACCCCGCCUCUUUGUGGGCGGCUUAACCCAACCAGCCAGCUCUGCGUCCCGACCGUGAAUCAACCGACAACUGCGGAAUCGAUCCCAAAAGGAAUCGAAUAUUACCCGGUUAUCGAUACCGAACUGUAUUGAUUUGAGCGGCGGGGAUCGAGCGUCGGUGUAAUCAAUGGAAUUACGGAUCGAUUCCUCCGGCCGAACUUGAUGGCGUCCGUUGGCAACCGCGACCUCGUCCGCAUUGUAAUGAAGCCCGCGCGUGAGCUCCCCGCGUGAGCGGCGACUUCGCAGUCCCUUCACCUCGGCUGUCAGUGACACUGCGCUCGAUCAAGGGCUCACGGAUGGCGUACUUCCACGCAGAGCUGCGUCUCUGGACGAUGAAGAAUUCCUUCGCCGUUAAAGGUACCGACAUCGGCUGUUUCCACUAUCACGAGAAGGGCGAAGCAGUUCCCCCGACCAGCGAUUUCCUCUAUCUGGAGGACAAGCAGCGCUACGCCGAGAGUCGCAACUACACGUGGGUUCCCAAGAACAAGCGGCCGGAGAAACUGCGUGAAACUCUCAAGGACCUGGAGGAGCUGCUGCAAGGCAGCCGCUGCGUGGACACGCGAUGGAGGAGCAAGCAUUGCUGCCAGAUGCUAAUGAGCUCGGGCAUGCUGGUGACGCUGUUCCUGGUCGGUGCCGACCUCGACCGGGUUGUGAUUGACAAGGCCCUGGUGGGCCGCUUGCCUGCCGACACCAUCUGGAACGGUGUGCUGAUGGAUGCCUUCCUGCUGGCGACCUUCGUGGAGAAGGCCCGCCUGUCGUACGUGUCGCUUGGAGCAGCCGACCGCGACCGCAAGCAGGACAAGAUCUCCACCGCCGACAUCAAGGUGUCGUCCGUGGACCUGCCAGCCUUUGCUCUCGGCGCUGCUGCCACCCCCCCGGGUGGGCCCUCGCGGCGCGUGGAGUGGCACGUGUGCGUCAACGCGGCACAGGACCUGGCGGCGUGCUGGUGGGCUGGAGGUGGCGGCGGCGGUGGCGCUGGGCCCGGCGUCCAGGGAGCGUGCCCCUGGUCACCCGUCGCCACCGACUGGGACCGCGCCAAUCUCCUGCUGCUCUGCUGUGCCGCGGGCCGUCUAGAGGUGCUGAGCUGGGUGUGCACGGACGGGGAGCCCCUGGACGUGCGGUUCAGCUCGGGGCAACCGUACCAGCUGUGCACGGUGGAGCGGCCGUGGGGCAGCGCCACGGGGAGCGCCACGGCCGACGCGUGCCUCUACGAGUGCACGACCGCACGAGUCGGUACAGCGGGCGGAAGUGGCGGCUCGUGGCUGCGUCGCGUGUGCGUCACCACCGUGCCUUUGCCGGCGCCCGCCAUCUCCUGCAGCUGGGGCCCCGGGGGUCAGCACCGCCUGCUGCUGGGCUGCGCCGACUCGCAGGUGGUGCUGUACGACGCCAGCUGCCAGCUGAGCCUGGUGGCACAGGCGGAGGUGCGGCCGGAGAUGGUGGCCUGGCACCCGGCGGGCGGCGUGGUGGCGGUGGCGAGCUGCGAGCCGGCGCGCGUGCAGUGCCUGGACGCGGCGCUCACCCCGCUGAGCGCGCAGGCCGCGGCCGAGGAGCCCGCGCCAGUCGUCGCCAUCGACCUGUCUCAGUGGGUGCGCUCGCAAGGUGGGCUAGCCCGCCUCGAGUGGGCUGUGGCCGCCCCGUCGGCCCACGCGCCCGGCCGCCCCGAGCCAGCCGACUCGCUGUUCGUGCUGUUCUGCGCCGGCCCGCUGGGCGUCCUCGACUUCAAACCAGGCGUGCUGAGCGGCGGGCGGCUGGGCGUGGCGGAGCUGCUGCACGAGCACCUACGUCGGGGCCGCGCCGGCGCCGCCGUGGGCCUGCUGGCCAGCCUCAGCUGGGACUCGCACGGGCCCGAGUGCCUCGCAGGCCUCACCGCCGUCGCGGACCGCCUCCUGCGGCAGCCGCUCACCCCCGACGCGGAAGCCCUGCUGGAGUCGGCACUCGCCACGUUCUACGCCCCACGGCGCGCUGUGGCCGACUCGACGGUACUGGCGUACCGCGACGCGCUCUGCCACUACGCACGCCGCUUCUUCCACCACCUGCUCAGGUACCAGCAGUUUGAGAAGGCCUUCCUGCUCGCCAUCGACAUCGGCGCGCGGGACCUGUUCAUGGACAUCCACUUUGCAGCGGCGGCGCGGGGCGAGCUCGCGCUGGCGGCGGUGGCGAGGAGGAAGGCGGACGAGGUGGACGCAGACAGCAUCACUGCCGGCGUCGAGACUGUGGACCUGCUGGACAGGGCGGUGUGUGACGAGACGGGCCGCGCACUGCCAGCGCCACCGAGCGGCCGCGUGGAGCUUCCCGGGCUGACCAGGGCGGUUGCCGCGGAGAGGAGCCAGGCGGGACCUCGCCGCUACGACACGGGCGGCAGCCUGCGCAGCGGCGGCGGCGGCGGUGGCAGCGCCUCCGGCAAACACGGCCUGGAGCCGGCGGAGCCCAGCGUGAGCCGGAAAUGUUUGUCGCCCCCGCUCGCGCCCAGGCCCGUGGGGCGGAAGCUGGCGGCCGAGCUGUCGUGCGAGCCGUGCCUCCAGGCGUACGCCGCCGCUCUGCUGGAGGACCCCGCCGCGUGGGCACGUGCAGGAACGGCUGGCGUGGACGGGCAGGAGUUGGGAUCAGAGGUGAGCGUGGGAGGCCACGCCAUGGGGACCCUGCAGGUGGUGCACCUGGGCCUCGUCUGAGCCACGUCUGGGCCCCUCCGGACCGAGACCCGAGUCGGACGCGGAACAAAACCCGGAGCAGGCCCGGAACAAUAUCCGAACGAGACCUACGCACAGACACCAGGCUGGACCAAUGCUGGACCCAGUCAUGAAACAUUUUGUUUGGCUUUGGACUCGAACCCCGAGGUGGUCUUGUUUUCCAGAACUCGGAAUGUCUGCAAGCGCUCGUCUACACAGCGUCAUGACACGUGCACCACAACACUGCAGCACCGCGCCACGUGGAGGCUGUGUCUUGUCCGGCAUCAUCGGCCUUUUACUGCAAUGUGUACGUAAAUAUUCUCAGAGCGUGCGGGUACCCCACACAUAAGCACACAGCCUCCUCUGUAGUGACAUCUGUGCACGAAGAGUGGAUACAUUCCAUGUGUGAGAAACGAUUUACAUUUGCCUCUAAAUACAUGGGAUGGCGUUUCAUGGCUUCAGCCCGGCUGAGGAAAGCAGACACGAGCGGGCCUAGGGUUUAGCAAAUAAAUGUGAAAAUAUAACGGGCGGAGUUGUGCGUGGCAUUACAAUGACACAAAGCGCGCAAGCUUCCAGCAUCGGUCCACCUCUAACGGGCUCGCUGGGUCCGGAGAGACUGCAGGAUUAGCGGUGGGCAUUCGUCUUGCAGACAGAUAGAGUAAGCUCAUGGAGAGGAGCAGAGAGGUAAGAGCAAGGAUGAGAAAGGAGGAGCAGAGAUGAGCAAGGAGAAGCAAGCUGGAACAUAAAUAAAUGGCGAGGAGCAAACGGGCAGGAAUGGGCUGAUGAGCAGAAGUGAAAAUAGAUGAGCAUGGAUGAUCUGGGGAGGACCGGGAAUGAGCGGGGAACCAGGGAGGAGCAAAGAGGAGCAGGAGGGAGCAGAGAGGCAGAAGGGAAGAAGGAAAGACAAGGAGUGAUCUCAUUCCGGGGGAACCAGAAGGUAAGAAACGAGGAGCAGGGAAGAGAGAGAGCCCUGUUGUGCAAUAUUUGAGAAAUCAAAGUAUUUUUUUUACUCCAUUUUUGUAAGCGACCUUUCGUAUUAUUUUAUACGUGCACGUGUACAUUUCAAGCUGUGUGAGCUGUCAUUGCAACGUUGUACUGUACUGUAAUUGUCAGGGAUUCUAGUUCUCAUUGCGUCCUCAUUCGGCCCGUGACGCGUGGGCUCGCGUGCGCUCCCGAGCACGCGCGGGAUUGCGUCUCGCUGUCCAUUAUGCACGGAUGAAUCACAAAACCAGGCCUCUCCGUGGCUCACGCAAAGUCCUUAUUUACACAUGCAGUCUUUACCACGUGCACUAGCCCAGUGGCUCAUGCACUGCGCACAGAAUACUCGUCUACGAGUCCAUUUAAAACCGCCCUCCGGUUUGUACGGUUUGCGCAACUUACAGCCUACUUCAUUGACUCGCUGUUAUCCAAAAAAAGUGAGCAUCGCAUCUGUUCAACCGAUGUGGAAGUACAGCCAACGAGCGCGGGACUCGGGGCCGCCUGGCCACGGCGCCUGGCGAUUGCGUGUGCCGUGCGCGUCGCCUCGUGCGUGCAGCGAGAGGGGCUUAACGAACGACGCGUGUCAACCACCCGGAGCAGAAUGAAGCCGGUCCGGACAGAAUAUCCGAAACGCCGCCUUCACCCUGGCUGACCCAAACGCACUUGUCGCUCUAUGUAUGAAUUUAUGUGGCGUGUGUACCCAUGCGUAAACUCUUGUGUCCGUGUGUGUGGCUUUGUGGUAAAUACAGUUUUUUGUCAACAAGUGCAAUCCAAUUCAUUUUUUUUUCUUCUCAACUGGAGCACCGUCGAUGUGACUUCCAUUUGUGUCCAAGAGAGAGCCCAGUGCGACAGUCUCCUUCCCGGCCCGCUGCGUGUGGCGCAGUUUGGCGUAAGCCUGAGCAGACAUUGCAGUUGCGCCCUCUCCGCAACCGGCGCUCACGAACAACUCCGGUGACCUGUGCACGCUCGUCAUUGAAUUCUGGCCAAACGCCGCACCAUAAGUAAAUCGGAUUUCAAUAUGACCUGGGCAUGCACCUAUGUUGACUCGGCCUAAAAGGGGGGUAGCUAGCAGAGCGUGAGAAAGCGAAUGGCCACAUCGACAUUGCGCUGGCGUCACCACCCCACCGAGGGCCGUUUCCAGAUUUAAUAGGCGCUCGCUAACAACCCUGGCGACGGCGGUCUGUCAGGCUCAGCUGGUGCUCUUUGUACGUGUGUUGCUGUGUGGGUGUGUUGAGAUGUUCUUGCGUCGAGAAUGUACAUUGGGCUUGCUGUUGAAGAUAUACACAAACAUCAUAAAGGUCGCGUUGUGACUUACGAGUGGCUGUUGGCGUGUCGUUCCGUUCGUGCAGAACCAACCUCCCUCCCCGUGUUCAUUACCUAAACUCGCUGUGAGUUAGCCAGGUGGGAGCUCAUUGCAAGGCAUUGUUUUGUUGGCAUGGGCUCUCUGGGAAACCGCGUUGUGAUUAUUAAUGGAAAGUGUUGGUACCGUUCCACGGAGCGAAGGAUGGAGCGUGCCAGAGAGAACGCCCAUUGAGGAGAUGGAGCGAUAAGAUUAGUUCAUGUGCAGGAAUCGAGUGAGUGUUGCAUCACGUGACCGAGACGGAUGACGACGGUUUAGGGAGGCCUGCGGCCAGCAGUGGAUCGACCAUGGCUGAUGAUCACCGUCAACUGCUGGACAUAUUCCGUGUUACCUCUUCACGAUCCGCCCACUCGUCUUCUGAUUCUUCUGGUUUCAGGGUCACGAUUCGAAUUGAACGUCGAUUAUUUUUGAUAACAUUGUGAAUGCAGCAUGUCUAGUGAAUACAUGCAUGAGUAAGUUGGGUUAAGCAAUUAAAGUAUACGAAUGUUCUUGCAAAA